AUGUUGGAAUUUACAGCAGUGAAAUUAUGGCGACCAAAAGAAUCAGCGGACUUUAGAAAGAUAAAGGGAAAUGCUUGGGUAUACCCUGUGAUCUCACUGCAAUCUCACCCAUGCUUACGUGGACAAAAAAAUAAUGAUAAAAAAUCCCAAAUCGUGUCUACUCUCUUUCUCUCUCUGCUAUCUUUCAAAUUAAAACAAAAAAACCAGUUUCAUUCGAGAAUCUUCGGAAAUACCGGUCCCCCUCUCUCUCGCCGGAAAAAGUCUUCAUUUUCGCCGGGAAACGUCUCUAUUCCCGCCAGUAAAAGUCUCCACUUUCCAGUUCGACUCCCUCUCGCCAGACUCCCUCUCCCUUUUCGCCUGAAAUCUCUCCCUUUUCGCCGGAAAGGCUCUCCCUCUCUCUCGCCGGAUCUAUCUUGCCUCGCCGGAAAAGCAAUUUUGAACGGGUCCUCUAACGAACGGCGCGCUUCUCUCCAUCUCUCUCAGGCAAUUGUUGACGCUUACAAGGACGAGCCUGGAAACCCUAAAUAUGCUUUUAAGGCCAUCUAUGUGUUUUCAACCAGCACUCUGGGUAUUGCUCCUUCAAGGUAUUGCAUUUGGUCAAUGAUUGGACAUGGCCUUGGGGCUGCUGGUGGAUUGGAGGCCAUAGCAUCCAUAAAAGCAAUCAACACUGGUUGGCUGCAUCCCACUAUUAAAGUUGUCAAAAGCAUAAAAGAGGUUAUGGAUUCGAAUCAAGCAUUCUGUAAUGAGUCCCGAAGGCAAUGUUGCCCUUUCAACGAUGUCCAUGUAUCUCAUCAUUGUUUUGAUGAAUCAGAAUUGGUAAUUUUUUCAGUAAAUAAAACAUUGAUGCCAUUUUUCCUUUGUUGUUUUUGUCUAUUUGUGGCCUUGUCUGCUUAUUAUGGAAAUUUUAGAAACUUAUGUCCAGUAGUUUGAAUUGUCAGAUUCAGUAAUAACAAACGUUUAUGUG
Molecule: messenger RNA, 964 nt
Organism: Alnus glutinosa
Lineage: Eukaryota; Viridiplantae; Streptophyta; Magnoliopsida; Fagales; Betulaceae
Exons: 5
Coding region: 1-930 (309 amino acids)
Molecular function (GO): acyltransferase activity
Source: RefSeq, a predicted model, not a curated record